GCCGGCCCCGCCGCGUGCGCGGAGGCCGGAGCCUGGCUCGCGGGCCUCCACCUCCACCUGGGCCUGGGGUAUCUCCAAUCGAUGGUCCCGCAGGGACCUUUGGGACUGUUACCUGCUAGCAAACGCGGCGCCUCGAUUCCUUCUCCGGUCCUUACUCAUUAGGCUUUGCCUCGCGUGCUGAGCAGCCUUAACUGUUUGAGGACUAGGAAAAUAGAAAAUGCUACGUACAGAACGGCGGCCGACUGGUUUUUAGCAAAUGCGUUAAUAUGGCACGCGAGGGAUAUAAAAUUCCUGUUAUUGAAAAUCUGGGUGCCACCUUAGACCAGUUUGAUGCUAUUGAUUUUUCUGACAAUGAGAUCAGGAAACUGGAUGGCUUUCCGUUGUUGAGAAGACUGAAAACAUUAUUAGUGAACAACAACAGAAUUUGCCGUAUAGGUGAGGGUCUCGAUCAGGCUCUUCCCUGCCUGACAGAACUCAUUCUCACCAACAACAGUCUAGUGGAACUGGGUGAUCUGGACCCAUUGGCAUCUCUCAAAUCACUGACAUAUCUAAGCAUCCUAAGAAACCCUGUGACCAAUAAGAAGCAUUAUCGACUCUAUGUGAUUUAUAAGGUUCCACAAGUCAGAGUACUGGACUUUCAGAAAGUGAAACUAAAAGAGCGUCAGGAAGCAGAGAAAAUGUUCAAGGGCAAACGGGGUGCACAGCUUGCAAAGGAUAUUGCCAGGAGAAGCAAAACUUUUAAUCCAGGUGCUGGUUUGCCAACUGACAAAAAGAAAGGUGGGCCAUCUGCAGGGGAUGUGGAAGCAAUCAAGAAUGCCAUAGCAAACGCGUCAACACUGGCUGAAGUUGAGAGGCUGAAGGGCUUGCUGCAGUCUGGCCAGAUUCCUGGCAGAGAGCGCAGAUCAGGGCCGAGUGAUGAGGGUGAAGAGGAGAUGGAAGACGGCACAGUCACAAAUGGGUCCUGAGCUCUGGCAGGUGCUCUGAUAAGCUCGUGGGAUGUCUUGCAUUUGAGCAUUGAGUAACAGCCUUGCUUGUGUCAGCAACGUGGAAUCUGCAGCUUUGCUGAAUGAUCAGAACUACUGCUGAUAAUUUUUUAAUAGAAACCUUGAAAUGGCAAUGCCAAUUUUCUACAAAUGGUAAAUAAAGGCAACCUACUGUGCUGCCAAA
Messenger RNA from Rattus norvegicus (Norway rat), 1167 nucleotides. It is a transcript of the gene Snrpa1, whose product is annotated as small nuclear ribonucleoprotein polypeptide A'. Gene Ontology annotation, molecular function: U2 snRNA binding. Gene Ontology annotation, cellular component: nucleus; small nuclear ribonucleoprotein complex. Gene Ontology annotation, biological process: mRNA splicing, via spliceosome. NCBI's taxonomy places the organism in Eukaryota, Metazoa, Chordata, Mammalia, Rodentia, Muridae. The record is from RefSeq and is a predicted model, not a curated record.